AUGGCCUGCGCCAUAGGAGGUUGUUUUUUGGGAAUUUAUAUUUCGACCCCCCAGCUGCGGCCAGUUGAGGCCGACCCAGCCGACACAAGUUCGACUGGGGAGUUGACUGUGGGGGCUGACGGCAGCACUUUGCUGCUGUUUGGAACUUUAGUUUUUACUUUUAGGGUUUUGAACUUUUCAUCUUUUUCUCUUUCUUUCAAAGUCGAGGGUUUUGACAUUUACUAUUACCCCAUUGGGGCUUCUCGCCAGUGCCUCCUUUACCACGGAGGCACUCUUCUUGACAGCAGCAACCCGGCUCUGAGCCGCCGCGAGAAGUUCGGGAUGCCCACAAACCACCCCUGGGUUUAUUUUUCCGAGCCUGACAAUGAGGUGAUGGUGCGUCCGGCGGAGUCUCAGGAAGGGUCUGUGGGGGUUUUGUCGCUGCCUGCUCGUUUGGGUCUGCGAAUAGACCCUAAUGCUGCUACUGCUGCUGCUGCUGGCGCUGCUGCUGCUGCUGCUGCUGCAGCGCAGCACCAGCAACUGCUGCAGCAGCUCAAGGCGCUCGCGGACGACUGCGCAGCCUACGGGGUUUUGCUGCUGGGGGUUGAAAUCACUGACGCCAAAACCCUUUCUUUUAUUGCCAAGGUCCAAAACCCCGGACCUCUUCAAAUAAUUCAAGCAAUUAAAUGCAAAGUGACUUCCGAAGCUAAAACAGCGCUUGCUGCAGUCACUCGUUCCUACACUUCCGAGAUUCUCCAGGGGCUCAAAAACCAGCCCGAGCUAUUCCAAACCCCCUAA
Molecule: messenger RNA, 777 nt
Organism: Eimeria tenella
Lineage: Eukaryota; Apicomplexa; Conoidasida; Eucoccidiorida; Eimeriidae
Exons: 5
Coding region: 1-777 (258 amino acids)
Source: RefSeq, a predicted model, not a curated record